AUGCACUUCUCUAAGACCCUCAUCACCGCGGCCACCUUCGCCAUGACUGCCUACGCCGGCCUCCCCGUCGCCAGCAUCGAGUUCCUGUCCUGGGAGCAGUGCAACGUCGGCCACUCCGCCCACGGCGAGGCCAAAUUCUCCGCCGAUGUGGCCGCCAAUCCUUUAACUUGCGAAAAGACCACCAUCAACUCCGACUGGAGCAUUGACAGCUACUCCUUCCGCGCCCGCCUCGACACCAAGGACGCUGCCCUCUGCCACGGUGUCGCCGUCUGGAACAAUGACGACUGCACUGGCAAGCCCGUGCACUUCCAGCCCUUCCACCACGGCCCCUUGACUGAGGGCCGAUGUAUUCCCGAUAUCCUCGAACCUGGAUUCGUCUCCUUCAAGCUUGCGUGCCCCGGUUUCCCCGGACAUUAG
Molecule: messenger RNA, 417 nt
Organism: Penicillium paradoxum
Lineage: Eukaryota; Fungi; Ascomycota; Eurotiomycetes; Eurotiales; Aspergillaceae
Exons: 2
Coding region: 1-417 (138 amino acids)
Source: RefSeq, a predicted model, not a curated record